Molecule: messenger RNA, 2535 nt
Organism: Paramacrobiotus metropolitanus
Lineage: Eukaryota; Metazoa; Tardigrada; Eutardigrada; Parachela; Macrobiotidae
Product: nucleolar protein 6-like
Exons: 5
Coding region: 138-2336 (732 amino acids)
Biological process (GO): rRNA processing; tRNA export from nucleus
Cellular component (GO): UTP-C complex; small-subunit processome; CURI complex
Source: RefSeq, a predicted model, not a curated record
UGAGUUUUCGUACGAUCUUUAUUUUUUUUGAUUCUCUGUUAUCGUUUUCGUGGUUGCGUUUGCGUUUUCAGUUUUCGUCCGAAAUUUGUAGACCCUUUGCUCCUGUAGUUAGUAAGGUUGAUUUGUUGUAUGUGAGCAUGAAAACGAAAAAGAGCAAGAAAUCGCUCCAGCGCGAUGAGCCAACGGAGCAGCCAUCUAAAAAGAGAGUCCGAAUCAAACGCGAACCAGACAACGAUGUCGUGGAGAUACCUGUCGACGAGAAACCAGCCGUCAUCGACGCGCACCUCUGGAACCUCACCUACGACCACAUCAUCCACAUCGACAGCAUCUCUACUCCCCAGAUCCUCCAAGCGCUCUCCUCCCAGCUCCCCUCCCCCGCCACCCUCACGGACAUCACCCGCACCAUCCAUUCCCUUCUUCUGAAAGCUUUGGGACCCCGCGUAUCCCAUCUGGAGGUGGGAUUCCGCCAACCGACCUUCCUGUCUUCCCCGGUGUUCCCGUUAAGCAUCGGGUUGAGGCUGGCGCAGCACGAGUACACAGAGACGGUGGAGAAGGGUCCGGAGGGCGGGGGGCCGGAGGCGGAGGGGUUCCGCGGGUUCUGGGGGACGGCGUGCCAGUUGCGGCGCUUCCCGGACGGGAGUCUGCGGGAGGCGGUGGUGUGGCCAUGCGGGACGGGGACGCGGAUGGAGAAGCGGACGGUGUGCGGGAAGAUUGUGCGGACGGUGCUGCAGCGGCACUGUGCGGUGGGGGGAGCGUGCGUGCGCUCUACGGGGAAUGUGUGGAUGGAAACCUUGGCGUUGCAGCGAAUUGAACUUCCCAAGGACUGGCCGGCGUAUACCUCGGGCGAAGAGUACCUCCAAACCCUGACCACUACCUACGACACCCUCGCCCGCGAUCUCCGCAACAUCCAGGACCUCCCGCUGGCCAUCACGGCCAUCCGCAGCACGGCGCCGGCCCUUCGCCACACGGAGCCCUUCCCCCCGCUCCCGGCCACCUUCGCCCCCGAACACCGCACCCCGCCGCCCUUCACCCGCUCCCUCCCGGUGCAGGUGGUCCUGGAGGGGAGUUCCCGGUGGCCGGAUGACCGCCCAGCCAUCCAGCGGUUAAAAACGGCGUUCCAGCUGCAGUUCGCCGAGUAUCUGAAGGAAGCCGGCUACCGGGUGGUGGUGCGGGGCGUCGAGGAUGUGCUGGUGUGGAAGGAGGGCUGGUGUUUCCGGUUGGAGGUGGUGUAUCUCGGGGAGAUGCAGUUGAGUCGGCGGGUGGUGCUGCCGGAUGGGCGGGUGAAGAUGGAGGAUACGGAGGAGUUUGCGCGGCUGCGGAUGGAGUAUGAUUUGUUGCCGAAGCUAGCUAGUGGGGUGGCCGGUGUGGCCAGGCUGAACGAGAGCUUCGGUGUGGCUUGCCGGCUGGCCAAACGCUGGACCGCCUGCCAGCUGCUAUCCGGAUACCUCUCCGCCGAAGCCGUGGAACUGAUCAUGGCGUCCGUAUACCUCCAUCCCGAUCCCGGCCACACCUGUCCCGUGGCACCAGAAUUGGGAUUUCUCCGCUUCCUGCAUCGUUUAUCCCACCACAACUGGCACAAAGAUCCCUUGAUCGUCAAUUUCAGUGAUGAACUGAAAGCGGAAGAUAUCGCGGAGGUUCGGCGUGAGGUUGCGGAGGAACGAUCAAAGAAAGAGGGAGCCGCGAUGUGGAUUGCGGUCCCGUUUGAGCGGACGUCAUUGUGGACGACACCCUAUCCCAAUGGGAUUGUGCUGAAACGGUUGACGUUGUUGGCGCAGUCGGCACUGACGAUCGCGGAAAAUAUCCGCAUGGGUCCAGUGACCAAGGCAGAAACGGAUGUUAAUGUGAUUUUCCAUGGGAAAUUGAUCAGCGGCGACGACUGGGACGUGAUCAUCCAUCUAAAACCCGCCAGCGUCAGCCGCGCCCACGAGCAACUCCCCGCGAAAACCCCCCAAACCAAAGCAAAAAAAUCCCACCUUCCAUUGCUCAAAUACCGUGCCCAGAAAGACGCGGACACCUCCCCGGCCGGGAUCAUCGUGGACCUGGACACCGUCUCCACGUACGUGGAGAAGUUACGCGCCGCCUACGACCACUGCGCGUAUUUCAUGGCGGACCCCAGCGGACACGCCGUGAUGGUGAAAUGGAAGCGCGCGGCGUUCGCGGCGCAGGAAGUGGAGAAGGUGGAGGAGUUCCCGUGGGCGGGGCACAGUGUGGGAAUCAGGGAGAAGGGGCGGAUGACGGGGGUGCUGGAUGUGGCGGCGGUGCUGGAGGAUGUGGGGCUGAUGGGGCGGGGGAUGGUGAAGAGUGUGCAGGUGCUGACGGAGCACUGGCAGAUUUAAUUCUGUGGUUUUGAUGGCUAACGUUAAAAUUAAAAUGCAGUUAAUAAAACUGGUUUGGUUCGGGUUUUGUUGGAUAAAGAAGCUGUUGUUGUUGUUGAAUGGCGGUGUGAUCGUGUUCCGUAGGCUUAUAUCAGUUUAGUAUUGAAGUAGAGAGAUAUUAAGGAAGGAGAGCGUAAACUGAAACAAAAUUAAAAUCAUU